Drosophila suzukii is the source of this 345-nucleotide messenger RNA. NCBI's taxonomy places the organism in Eukaryota, Metazoa, Arthropoda, Insecta, Diptera, Drosophilidae. The record is from RefSeq and is a predicted model, not a curated record.
AUGAUAUAUUUCAAACGGCACAUCCACAACGAAGACUGCAAGCGACAACUACUUGAUGUAGAACGCGCUAACGUUGAUGCCCAGGAUUACUUGACCCUUAUUUUGCUUAAUGCCGUCUUUCCGCCGACAUCUCGGAUCUUGAAACAAAACGGGAAAAGGAACCAAAAACCGACAAUGGCGGAUGCUCAACUUUCGAUAGUACUACGACUUUCAAGCUUGAAUGACUAUGAACGUCGUAUCAACAAUAUAGUCAGGGAAAAGUAUUUAGAGGGAUCAACAAUACAGCCAUUUAUAAUUAUUCACACAUCGUCUGAGCGAAAGCCAUUGAAAAGUAUGGAUCUUUAA